Cucurbita pepo subsp. pepo (vegetable marrow) is the source of this 2880-nucleotide messenger RNA. RefSeq lists its product as uncharacterized. NCBI's taxonomy places the organism in Eukaryota, Viridiplantae, Streptophyta, Magnoliopsida, Cucurbitales, Cucurbitaceae. Gene Ontology annotation, cellular component: nucleus. The record is from RefSeq and is a predicted model, not a curated record. Gene Ontology annotation, molecular function: protein binding; RNA cap trimethylguanosine synthase activity. Gene Ontology annotation, biological process: 7-methylguanosine cap hypermethylation.
AAAUGGCGGUAGAAAGAGUGCCGUCGUAAACCGCUGAUCGCAGUUCUUGACCCGAGCUUCCUUUUCCACCGACACAAUGGGAUCUAGCAACGAAGAAUCCGAAGAUGAAGCUGGAGUCUCUGCCAUUAGGGCUCUCGGCUCUCUCUUUAAGUUGACCGAAGUUUUUCUUUGGGACGAUGAGACAGAAGUAGCUAGACGAGUGGAAAGUAGUUUAGCUCUGGAUGCUGAUGAUGCCAAUAACGAAAAGUUCAGAGAGAAAAUCUGUUCUACAAUCACUGAUAUCAGCUUAUCACCGGAGGAUAUCGAACUUACUGAACAGAUGAAUGCUCUGGGGCUUCCUCUCUCAUUCCACACAAACAAAGAGAGGAGAACUGGAAUCACCAUGGGCAAAAGAAAAACAACUGUCAAGCAUUCUAGAAUCCAGCAGGGAUUUCUAGACAAAGAAGUGGAGUUUCCCAAAUUCAGCAGCAGGGGUGAGAUUGUAGCUAACAUUAAUUUGAAUGAUGAAGCAAUAGGUUCUCUAUGUUGCUCGUCUAUGGUGAACCAAAGUGAGGCAUCUGAUUGUGAUGCUGUGUUUGAAGCCAAUGAAUCCCAUGUCAUCUUUGAUGGAGAUAUUUCACCUAAUUCAAGUGGACUUAUUCAUGGUGCUGUUGAAGAACAAUUUUGCGAUGUUACAUGUGAUAUUGUGCUGAAUAACAGGGGAGACCAUGAGUCAGGUGAUGCUGUGUUGGGGGAUCAUGCAAAAGUUAGAUUGAGUUCAAUUGGUUUGGAUAAAGGUCAUUCUCCAAGAAUAUGUAUGACAGGUUUUGAUGUCAGCCAUGGCAAGCAGGAGGAAGUUGAACUGCCUAUGGAGUUAGAAGGUUCAUCCACAACUUUACAAGAUACUGAAGUGCAGAAGAUUGACAUUGACAGUGGCAUUGGACUGCCAUUAGUAGCUGAACAAUCUUUCCUUCAUAUGGGAGCAGACUAUAACGAAAAUGACCAUGUUGUUGGAUGUAUUCAGGAGUAUGGAGAAUGGACGGUGUAUUGGGAUUCUUUUUAUAUGAGAAACUACUUUUAUAAUAUAAAGACACAUGAGUCUACUUGGAACCCUCCUCCAGGGUUGGAACAUUUUGCACAUUUUGAUGCCAAUUUCACAGAAAAUGAAUCAAUUGCCGAAGUUGCUGAAAUGGAUGUAUUAGAAGACGCAAAACCAGAAGAUAUUUGUAGUGUGCUUGUUGAUACCAGGUCAUGUAUGAAUUUACCUGGUGAUAACAUUCAUUGUCAACCACCUGAUGCACUGUUGGAGAGCUCUGGUAUUUUAGUUGAGGGCUCCAAGAGUAGGGCCUCUGUCAAUACUUCAAUUCACAGUUAUAUGCAACCUGAUGAACCUCAUGAGUGGUUGACGAGUUGUAGAAAUACCAGGGAAAUUAUCGAAUGCAGUUGUGAAGGUCAUGUCAAGCAACCAUGUCAUGAGAACUGCAGCAAUGGUUUCCAGCUCAUUGUUGCAAAUGAAGCUUCUGAACAGAAGACCUUCAGCCAUUGCAAACCUAGUAACAUGUACGCACCUGAGAAAGCUUUUGUCACUAUAGAUGAUGAAGGUGCAGUGGGUUUAACUACUAGCAGUGUCUCUCAUGUGCUUCAGCAGGCAGAUCAUAUGGAUGGUGAUAUGCAUUUUGGAAACGAACCUACCAUAUGUACACUGGGUACUGAGCAAAAUCUUUCUGGAAGAGAUAGGAAAAAGAAAAUGAAAAGAACACGCAGACGCGGACAAUUAUCUGAUAAAAAUGAAGAAUUUCAUUCUCCUGCAAUCACUGAAGAGUAUCCCACAAGUAUUACUAAGUAUUGGUGUCAGAGGUAUCAACUUUUCUCCAGAUUUGAUGAUGGUGUAAAAAUGGACAAAGAAGGAUGGUUUUCUGUAACUCCAGAGUCUAUAGCUAGGCAUCACGCAUCACGUUGUGGUAGCAAUAUGAUAAUUGACUCUUUCACGGGCGUUGGAGGAAAUGCCAUCCAGUUUUCCCAAAGGGCCAAACAUGUUAUCGCAAUUGAUAUUGAUCCAACAAAGAUUAGAUAUGCCCAACAUAAUGCUGCAUUAUAUGGUGUUGAAGAUCAAAUAGAUUUCAUAAAGGGGGACUUCUUCCGUUUGGCCCCACGUCUCAAGGCCGACGUUAUCUUCUUAUCACCCCCUUGGGGAGGGCCUAAUUAUGCCAGAGUAGAUAUUUAUGACCUAAAGACCAUGCUCAGACCACAUGAUGGGUAUUUUCUCUUCAACAUUGCUAAGAAAAUUGCUCCCGUCGUUGUCAUGUUUCUUCCAAAGAAUGUUAAUCUUGACCAACUAGCGGAGAUGGCUCUCUCUUCAAAUCCUCCGUGGUCACUUGAGGUUGAGAAAAACUUUUUAAAUGGCAAGCUGAAGGCAAUUACUGCUUACUUUAGCAAUGGCUCUAUGAACGAAAGCAAUGUCACCUAAUGCUUGAUGUCACAUUCUCCUUUUGAGAAUUCUCCAGAAAUUUUGAUGGGUAGAAGGUGCUUAAAUUAUUGGCUUGACAAUACAAUUUUUCGGACAUGGAGAAGAGGAAUAGUUCACUGUACAAUAAACAAAGCUCUUAUAAUUGGUGAGACCCUCUUACUUUUCAAGAAAAGGAUUCACAGCUAUUUAGGGAAAACGUUUCAGUUUUUGGUUGUAUUUAUUAAAUUACUGGACCCAUUUAGGGGGAAAAGGAAAAAAGAAAAGAAAAAGAAAAAACUGGGACUGAUGGUAAUUUAGUAAACAAUAUGACGUUAAAUCAUUCUCAAGUUUGGGGUUUCAUGUGUAAUAUCCUUUGAUCAAAUUGAUUGAAAUUGAAAUGAGUGGAAGAUGUUUUGGAAUCUGAUUCUAUUGGAUGCGAUAGUUACCCAGUGUCA